AUGGAUAGAUGGAGGGGUGUAUUACACCAUACAAUAAAUAUACACCAAAAGUUAUUAAAAGAGUCCGCUGUUGUACCAGAAUGUGAGCAUGGUGGGUUGACAGACAUUAACAAGAAAUUGUUGGAACCGGAUACUGAUGCUCACAAAACUUCAACAAAAGCAGUGGUAGAUACAAUAUUCAUACACACUUUGAAACACUACGUUAAUUUUCGACAUACUGGUGACAAUUUCCACCAGCACUUAUUGAUGUAUGCAGCCAAAAGAUUUCUUAUGGGUAUCAAAGACUAUAUUCAAAGAGGAAGAACAUAUGGAGUGCUGUUCCUAUCAAAGAACCAAAAUUAUAUUCUUAUAUUCUUAAAUAUUUUAAAGAGUUUGGGAGAACUUACUUGGCCUAUUCCCUCAGCAUUCCCACUACAGGCUGGUGAUCCACGACUGAUUAAUAGCAACAUUGCCAGUGUCGAAACAGAAUCCGUAAAAGAUUUGGUGGAGAAAAAAAAACUAUAUUUGCGCGAAAAAUUACUUUUUGCAACAACACAACAUAGUAAAAGCACAGAGAUAAAGCAGUCAAACAUUCUUGACAUAUUACUUAAAUCGACCUCUAUGAAAUCCUGUCAGUAG
This is a messenger RNA of Lottia gigantea (owl limpet), 618 nucleotides long. RefSeq lists its product as hypothetical. The transcript has 4 exons. The record is from RefSeq and is a predicted model, not a curated record. NCBI's taxonomy places the organism in Eukaryota, Metazoa, Mollusca, Gastropoda, Lottiidae. The coding region runs from base 1 to 618 and encodes 205 amino acids.